AAGAUCUGGCGCUGCUAGAUGUUGAAGUUAUCUGGCUGGAGGCCCAGGAUAGCUCAAAAGUUUUGGUUCAAGCUUUGAUGUUAUAGAAAUUACAAUUUAACAUGAAGAACUGCAAGGCAUGAAUACCUCUGACUGUGAUAGCUCAGCAUUCUUUACUGUCUGCAUUGGUGCCUAGAUAGGGAGGUAAAGAUGCAUGUGAUAGGAAAUGCCAGUUACUUCCAUUAUUAAUUGGAUUGACUCCAUAAUUAAAUUACAUACUUUAGCUUAAACUGGGGCAUCAGUUUCUAUUUUUAUUUUGUGUAGGUGGCCUUUCGGGUUGAAAUUUCAAUGUUUGUUUUUACGCCCUUUGAAUCUUCUGUGUCGGGGUUGCUAGACUUUUGCAUAAUAUCCUUUUAAUAGGAAAUGUUUAAAGUUGGGUUUUUGGCUGAAAUUUAUCAUGGUUUUCAUGUUAUAUUGUCAUCGUAUCUUUAAAACAAGAGUUUAAGUCUACACAAAAUUGGCAGAGCUUAAUCUUGAGUAGGUCCAGUACUAUAGGUAGUUGAUGAAAAGAAGUAUUUAGGGUUAAAGGAAUUUUUUUAUUCACUUUCUCUUCGUAACUGAAAGUUUAUUUGUCAAGGGCUGGUGAGUAAAAUCUCCUCCAGAGAAACUCAUAAAGAAAUUGCUUCAAAAUGGCUGCCAUGUCCCAUUGUUGUUAAUAUAGGACCCAGGCCACAGGCUGGCUUCAGGCUAAAAUAGCCUCUAAUUCUUAAUAGUUUGGGCAGGAGGAAGCUUUGGCUUCCCCUAGCAAAGAUGGCCAAUGCCUUCCAUCGAUCCCAAUGGCAAUGAAUCAGGCUGCCUUUACAGAAGGAGGAGACAUAGGGAGGCAUUGUGAGGAACAGUUGAUGUUGGGGAGGUAAAAUCCAAGAGCAGGGAGAGAAACUGGAGGAGUGUUUGUGUCCAGGGGAAUGUGGAGGGCAAUGGGAAAGAUGGAAUGUGUGGAGGAGAAUCUGAGGGGCAGGAGACAGAUGCAGGCAUAUGAGGAAGAAUGAGGGGGAAGGGAGGACAAAUAUGGAGAGGGGCACAUGAAUGGAACAGAAGACUGAGGUGGUCACUGUUGUGAUCGGGAAGGGAAUGUGGAAGGCUAUAAUGGCAGCUUUACCAACCAGUAGAGGGACCUGGAAAGCUACAGAGGGAGGCUCCUAUUGGUGGACCAUUGGAAGUUUAUUGGCCUGAGAGAGCCAUCUGUUAUCAUUCCAAGUUUGGGUGAGCCUGGAAAUGAAGAAAGAAGAGAGUAGAGUUGUAUUUAAAAUGGAAGUUGACAUAAAUGGAGAGACCAGAACUACCAUAGCUACGCUUCCCUUACCUAUUGCAGAGGUGAGUUCCACAGGCAAAGUGGAAGCAGAGAAACCUCGAUGCUCCAGCACCCCAUGCUCACCGAUGCGACGGACUGUUUCAGGUUAUCAGAUCCUUCACAUGGAUUCUAACUACUUGGUUGGUUUCACAACUGGUGAGGAGCUCUUGAAAUUAGCCCAAAAGUGUACAGGAAGUGAGGAAAAUAAAGUGGAAGCUGUGCCCACCGUACGCUCCAAACAACUUGAUUCAGGACUUACACGUUCCUCACGGUUGUACAAAGCUAGAAGUAGAUACUACCAGCCAUAUGAGAUCCCAGCUGUAAAUGGAAGGAGGAGAAGACGGAUGCCCAGCUCAGGGGAUAAAUGCACUAAGGCUUUACCAUAUGAACCCUACAAGGCACUUCAUGGUCCUCUGCCUCUUUGUCUCCUCAAAGGUAAGAGGGCUCACUCUAAAUCCCUGGACUACCUCAAUUUAGACAAAAUGAACAUCAAGGAACCUGCUGACACAGAAGUGCUACAAUACCAGCUCCAGCACCUUACCCUAAGAGGGGACCGUAUGUUUGCUAGAAACAACACAUGAACUACCAUGUGGAAAUUAAAGCCAACUCCUGGUAAUUUCUUCAUUGCUGCAAAAAUCCACUGUUGGACUGUGUACAUGACUGUCCACAUUGUAGGUGGUUGUAUCAGCUAAGUGUUAUCAGAACGUUAUUUAUUGAAUACAAUUUUGAAAACUCAAAAUGUCACAAAUAUUUGGAGGGAAACUGAAGAAAAUCUGACUGCAAUUGGUGGACAUUUCUUUGGGACACUUUUUAACAAAGAAAAGGCUUUUGUACAGGUAUCCAGUAUUUACAGUGAUUUGACACUCAGAAAUUGGUGAUGGUGUCUACUUAGUUGUUGCUAAUUUGCCUUGCUAUUGGAAGUUGCUGUUGAAUAAGCAUCAAGUUCUUCUUUUGUCAUUUUCUGUACUUUACAAUAAAAUGUCUGUAUGGUAAUGGUUUGUUGUACUACAGAAAAGAAUGUGAACCUGGCUGAAUUGGACCACUUGUUCUUUAAAACAAUCCAGUUUAAACAUUUGGAAACUGGGUCUGCGCUAUAAAAAAGUUUCACUGAUGCAAAUGAACAAAGGCUUAUUUUUACUUAAAAUUUAUUGAAGUUAUUUUUUAGUUGCACAUGGGAAUAGUUGCUUUUCUUUCUUUCUCUGUUUUAAAAAGUUUGGUUAAAUAAGUAUUUGGAAUAUUUAAAAAAAAAAAACGUUCUGGAAGUAAAUAUUUUCAUUAAAUUUUAAGAUGAUUUAAUGUAAUACAUUUUGGGAGUUUUACAUUGUCUUGACAUAUAAAAAGGACCCACUUUAGAUCCAAUAUAUAGAUUAGAAUGUCUACAUCAGAAAGUAGUAUUGAAUGAAAUUUUUGAUUUUUAAAUCAUAAUUUAUAUUACAUAUGUACUUAUGGAAGAUGUUAAAAACACAACUUUAGCACUGCAUUGGAAAUUCCAAUUAUUUGCAGCACCGAACACUUUUUUUAAAAUUAAAAAUCCAGAUGCCUGAAUUAGUUUGAAGGCGUAGAGUGCUUCUAUAGCAUCCUUGAAAUUCUGAAUCUGGAUUGAACAAUUUAUAUCAAAUGAACUGGCUUAAUUUGUUGCUUAAGAAAUCAUGUCUAACCAUGACAGGAAAUGCAAUUUUAACUACUGCAAACUUAAAUAUAUUUGGAAAAUAUAUAUAGCUUGCCUUUGUAAAAGUACUAUUUUUCAUUCUUUGUCUUUUUUUUUAAAGGUGCAAGUUAUUACUGAGAAAGUGUGCAACCAUGCUUGGUUUUGCUCAGUAAGUUAUUUAGAAGUUAAAGAUUUAAAUAAGCACCAUGUCUAUGAAGUAGAAAUAAUUUUUAAUUGGUCAGUCAUCUCUGGCACAAUUCUGAUUUUCUUCAGAAAGAAUGGAAAGCACUAGUGCAGAGUGUGUGUUGUGGAAAAACAAGAAUUAUUUUCUUUCUUUCACUUACUCCACAGUUGUAUUUGGCUACAUUAAAGAGCCCGUGGAUAGUUUGCAUUCUACUGGUUUGGUUGAUUUUUUUUUUAAAGGUAUGUUAGGAAUCUUUACAGCUGAUGUAUAUUUUAAAGUAAACUGCACCUCUGUAAACUUAUUGUAUUGAAGAAUGAUCUCUAAACUAUUCCUAUAUAGUCUCUAGUUUCACAAACAGAAUACUGUCAGAUGCCAAAGAGAGUUGGGUUUUAUGUUUAAUGAUUAAACAUCACUAUUUAUUGAUUUUUACCCUAUGAAACUGUAUUUCUGGCUAUGAAAUAAAAGGGUGA
Mauremys mutica (yellowpond turtle) is the source of this 3632-nucleotide messenger RNA. RefSeq names its product macrophage immunometabolism regulator (gene MACIR). The record is from RefSeq and is a predicted model, not a curated record. The coding region runs from base 1255 to 1911 and encodes 218 amino acids. The transcript is spliced from 3 exons. Lineage: Eukaryota; Metazoa; Chordata; Testudines; Geoemydidae. Gene Ontology annotation, biological process: negative regulation of fibroblast migration; negative regulation of cytokine production involved in inflammatory response.